Molecule: messenger RNA, 2263 nt
Organism: Solenopsis invicta (red fire ant)
Lineage: Eukaryota; Metazoa; Arthropoda; Insecta; Hymenoptera; Formicidae
Exons: 7
Coding region: 131-703 (190 amino acids)
Source: RefSeq, a predicted model, not a curated record
UGCUUGCGAAACGUUUUGUAGACGAUGUGGCAAGCGUGUUCUCGACAGCGUGAUUUUUAAAGUUCUGCAGACGACGUAUUUUCUUCCUGUUUGUCCCCACCGCCUGCUUCUGCAUAAGUGUCAACCGGAAAUGAUAUCUGUAAUGAUACCUGAGGAAAAAAGCAAGCUAACGAAAGACAGUGUUUUUAACAUUAUAUGGUACUUUGAGGAAUCAUCAGCGAUUUACGGUGUCACAGAUGACGGAGAAAAAAAUGUAUUCGAAUUUGAACAUUUUCAAACUCAUACUGUUAACACAUCUUCGUCAGAUGUACAAAAAUUUAUUCUGCGAAAACUAUUAGAUAUAGAUUUCAAAAUUUCGAGAAUAUUUCACCAACAAAAUAUUGCAACGACAACAUUAAAUGAUAUACAAAACCAGAUAAAAAUUUUUACCCUAGAAGAUAAAUCAGAAAAACGAAUUUCGGAAGUUGAUUACAUGGAAUUUUUUCCGUUAAAAACUGUGGAACACUUAGAGAAAAUCGCAAAAUUAAUAAUGGAGAACAAAAUCAAUUGUAAAGCGUUGAUUAUUGAACUAUCACGAAUAGGAGGAACAGACAUCAAAUCCCUUACAUUUAAUAUAUUGCGAAGAACUUUAAGUGAUCCAGUUGCAAGCUUAUUUAGUUACGUUGGUGGGAAAAAAAACGUUCCUUCUUUGAUUUGCAUUUAAGAAGUAUUAUAAUUGGUGCUGUACGAAUUUAUUUCCCCGACGCAACUGAACAAAUUAUUUCAGUGCCUGUUAAGUCUUGGUUAAGACAUGCAUCAGAAGGUAACGAAAGAAAUGUGAAUAAAAUGAAAAAUGUGUAACAUGUUUCGGAACAAGAUGACCAAGAUGACGCUAGUUUAUCGGAUUAAGCCAAAUAUUCAUGUUGUUUGAUGUUAUUUUUGAUAUAUUCUAUUCGAUAUCUAUUACGGGUCCCAGAAGCAUCAGCCGGAUUUAGACAAGAUUAUUUUAGAGCGAAGUUGGAAGAACAACCUCUCGAAGAUCAUCAUCACGCUGGUAGCGUAGAAAAAUAGCAAGUAGGUUCUUGGAGUAGCGCGAAUUGAUGACAGGCUGUAUUCGACGGUCGGUUGUCAUCCGACGCGAUGCAAUAAAUAUGAGGAAUGCGACAAUCCAGAGGAGUACCUGAAGUCGUUGUCGGACCUGUCGUUAAAUAACAAGGACAAGAUCGUCGCGAUCGGCGAGAUGGACUUGGAUUACGACAGGUUGAAUUUCUGUCCUAAGGAGACCCAGAAGAAGUAUUUCGAGCUGCAAUUGUUGUGCUCGACGUUAAUGCUACUAAUGUUCCUGCACUGUCGCAACGCCAGUGACGACUUCAUGUAAAUCCUGAUGAAGCACAAAAACGAAUUGACGGCGGGCGUCGUGCACUCCUUCGAUGGUAAUCCUAAAGAUGCGAAUUCCAUACUACAAUUAAGCUUGUAUAUCGGUAUCAAUGGAUGUUCGUUGAAGACAGAGGAAAAUCUUUUCGCGAUCACUACCAUUUUCGCAAACAGACUCGUGAAAGAGACCGAUUGCCCGUGUUGUGAAAUCAGAGCGACGCACGCGUUUGCGAAUGAUGUUAUCACGAAAUUUUCGUUUGCAAAUUGAACUUUAUGAUUCAUGUGUAAGUAAAAGUUUUUGAUUGUGAUACAACAAUAUGUAUGUAGUCUCUCACUGAAAGUCACAAGCACAACAUCUAUUCGUGAGAUACGAUCCAAGAAGAGCACGCAUCUUUCCGUUUAUUUCUUUUCCCUUCAUCUGUGACUGAAAAUCUGACCAUCUUACAAUAAUCGUUAUUGACAAGGAAAUUAUUUUUCACAUCGGACUUCCUUACAUUCUCGCCUAUCAACGUAGAACUUGGACACAAUAAAAACAAGACACCGUCACAGCAUUUUUGUUUAAUCUGUCAUAACUCUUUUCACUUUUAUUUAUAUUUAUAUUUUGUUAUUUACUCACAUUUUUAUUUAUUUAUUCUAACUGCGUGUUCACUUCUUGGAUCGAAGGCUCACAUGAGGCUCCUGUAAUUCGCGAUAUUAUUAUUUAAUUUAUCUAUUUUUAUUUGCGGUUUCUCGUUUGUUUUUUAUAAGAAAAUGUUUUUCACUGAUGAAGGCUCUGUGUAGCACGAAACGCGUUUGAUUUAUGUAUUAAUAAUGUUUAAAGGAAUUUUUGACUCUUCGUUUGAUUAUAAUAAUUUAUAUGUAUUAAUCCUAUUUUGAAUAAACCUGCCCGUUAUAGGCCUAUUUGUCUUAA